Messenger RNA from Peronospora farinosa, 3843 nucleotides. Lineage: Eukaryota; Oomycota; Peronosporomycetes; Peronosporales; Peronosporaceae. The record is from the annotation of a GenBank genome assembly.
AUGAUGUCAACAUCGGCACUUAAUGCUCGAGUGACUAGUGGCAACUCUUCUUCUACUAGUAUUGAGGUUGUUCUUAGUGACUGCACUCAACGUCAGGAAUUAGCACAACGGCGAUGGAAUUUCUUGCGUAUACACAUUCGCACUACUCGCCGAUUAGCGCUCAAAUAUGCGGACCGCUUCUCGGUAGCUCAACAAUUACUAGUGGAAGCGUGUGUGGACUGCAUUUGCCACGAUUCCCGUCCGCUUGACAUGUUGCACGUAGUUUGGAAUCAAUUUCGAUUGCUACUGGACGCUGAGUACUGUGUACUAAGUUUUGAGCUGUUGCCAGCGACGUCUAUCGCCAAUGGCUCACAUUCCGUCUUGGAGUUUGACGGACGAGUCAUUCGACGUAUGCUAGAACAGGUUCUUGGUAUGACUAGUGCAAGACAGAAGGUUCGUGGUGCAAUGCAUUGUCCAGUCUUUUUUCCAACCGCGAAAGCAUGUGCUGAAGCUCACGUGGAACCUCCAAAUGGCUGCAAUCACGUUCAGUCCUAUCUGUGCAUGCCCCUCGUUGACUGCAGCGAGCGUGUUCGAGCAGUAGUCGAAGUCUUUAACUCGCGGCACGAUGUCAGGGACAUUACUGCAUGGAUUGGAAAACCUGACUCGGAAUACUCGCAAACGUUUUGCUUGCUCUUAUCAACUAGCGAACCGCUUCGGUUCUUUUGUGGCUUUGUGGGGACGCUGUUGCGAACUACUUCGCCGAUCAAAGCUUUAGUGAGCAAUGUUAAUAAUGGUGGCAUUGUGGACCCUAUCUCAUGCAGGUAUCGUCGCUCGGGCGAUCGAACGAGCGUGUCAGAGAGAGCCCCAUUGCAGUUGUUGGACUUUUUGGAGCGAGCUCUUGGUGUCGACGGGUGGACAGUAUAUGCGCAUGACCGUGAAGCUAAUACUUUGUGGGCCUGCCUUGCUAGUGCUAGGCUCGAGACAAACAUGGCGACUGUCGUGAUGGGUCAAGGCGUCAUUGGGCGGGCGGCGUCGACUGCAGAACCUUUGUUUGAUGGUAGUGUUCUGUGCGUCCCAGUAUUUGAUCAAAGUCAUCAAGUCGAUAGUGUCGUUGUAUUCUACGGGUCACAAGGGACAAAGCAAGAUAACGGCGGAACCUUUAGACAGUGCGAUGUGGAACUAUGCAAUAUUGUCUGCGGUCACGUUGGAAGCUCGUUACAGCGCCAAGCACUUGAAGAUGCGGCAAAAAAGGCGCAAGACAAAGCGCAAGCUUUGCUGGAGCUUUCCGAUCUACUGUUUUGUGAACUUGAGCUAUCUCCUAAAUCAACGGCGAUGAUUCUGACAGUGGCGCGGGCAAUUGUUAAGAAGUUGUGGUUUCAUGUUGCGGAGUGUAACGUGUAUUUGAGAGAUCCGCUAAUUUGCGAGCUUUACUCACCAGGCAAUGCAACUCAAGGUGAUCUCCGUGUUCGUCUAUCUCAGGCUAGUAAAUGUGCUAUGGUUGCAGCACGUACUGGCAACGUGGUGAAUGUACGAGAUGCAACAGCGGAUUCAUUUUCGCACGAGCACCACUCGAAAACAGUUUUAGCCGUGCCCGUUAAGGAUCCGAUUACUGGAGCUGUGCUAGCAGUGCUGGAAUUACGAGACAAGCAUCUGAUCAGCUCACAAGAAGAUUCACAAGCUGCAUCAGCAGCUACCAGUUUCUGCAAACACUACUUUGAUCAUAACGACGAAGACCUCGCAAGAGGAAUGGCGCGUCAGGUCGCAUCUGCAUUGCGGAAUACCCAGCGUCUCGAUGCAGCACGAACAGCUCAGAGAAAAAGCGCUGCUUUGCUCUCUCUGCGCCUUCCUGCGUAUACUGGAAAUAUGCCCGGAGAACAGGCUGGAGCAGUGUUUUCUUUCGUUGAGGCAGCAGCAUGCCGAGCUUUGGAGGCUUCGCAUGGUGCUCUUUUUCUUGUUGAUGCACCAAGCCGUUCACUGUUUGCCCGUGUGGGUGCUGACUGGCGAGGUUAUGCGCUAUCAAUCGGUCAGAAGUUACAAGGUCGUGUUGCUUCCACUGGGACAGUCAUGCGUCUCCGUGAGGCUCGUACCCAUCCAGAGUUUGACAGUGAUUAUGAUCGCUUGAUGGGUAUGCAGACAUCAAGUUUAUUGUGCGUUCCAAUCAAGGCACAGCCGUCAAUGUCCUCAUUUGUCUCCUCAGGAGCUUCUGGCCGAUCUGAGCGCCGUUGCAGCAGCUUCAGUACGAGCAGCAGCACGGACGAUGACAGCGAUGAUCGGCCAGUUAUUGGCGUGUUUUAUGCUGUUAACAAGAUCAACACUAGCGGUGACACUGAGGGCUUUGAUGCGGAAGACGAGCAAGUUCUGCGAGCAAUUUGUGUUGAACUCUCUGCUCUCGUAGAGCGCCGUGCUUGGGAGCUUGCGUUUGAGUCUCCUUCGUACGAGGACAGUGAAAGCAGUGACAGUGAAACGGAGGGUCACGUGACGCGGACGUUCUUGUCGCAAUAUACCACAGCAUCACCUGUGCGGCGUCGACGACGACCUCGUUCACGUCUUCCAUCUGUCGUCAACGAUCUCGAUCAUGCUGCAGCAGUUGUCGCUUCCACAUCGUAUCACGAGCGCUGCUUCUUGAGUAGCAAAGGCGGAUGUGGGAUGUUAUCUUCGCUUCAAGGUGGCAUUGGCCUUGCCACCAGACAAGGAAUUCAAGGCCCAGUUUUACAAUGGAAUUUGGACCCGUGGCAGUUUUCACCGGCACAGCUUGUUGACCUUGCCGUGGAUAUGUUCGAGCUUCAUGAAUUGAUGGACAGGUUUGAUUUGCCUGAGGCCACUUUGCGUCGCUUCCUGCACAGCGUACAAGCCCAAUACCUCGAUGUACCGUAUCACAACACGUACCAUGCCUUCGCGACACUCCACAUGACGUUCUUGAUGCUCAGUGCACAAAGCAAAAAGCUUGCUCCGUAUCUGAUUCCUGCGUCAAUUGCACUGGGAGUUGGCCCGACAACGAAUGCUCAAGCCGUUGAAAGAAGCCGACAGAAGCGGUGUGGUCAACUGGUUCUCGCUCCGCGCGAGCGACUUGCACUUUUUGUGGCAGCUUUUUGCCACGACAUGGGCCACGAUGCCCGCACGAACGACUUUCACGUGAGAUGCAACUCGCGACUUGCUCGUCGUUACAAUGAUCAUUCAGUUUUGGAGAACAUGCACGCAGCUGCAUGCUUCGAGACCAUGCGAAGGCCCGGCCAUGAUAUUCUUGCUGGUCUUGAGGAUAGCUCGAGUGAUACUGUUGGCAGCCGUCGCGUUGUCCACAAGCGUAUCAUCCGUUCCAUUCUUGCCACGGAUAUGCACCGGCACGCGAGUAUCGUGGCCAAGCUGCAUGAAGCACAAGUUCGUGGAAGCCGUAAUGACGGUGACGCGUUGUGUGAGCUGCUCGUGGACGCUGUGAUUCAUUCGGCAGAUGUAUCUGGUCCAACUCAAACUUGUGAGCAGCAUUUCCGCUGGACAAGGAGGCUGCUUGACGAGUUCAACGAGCAACAUGCUGAAGAGGUUGAAUUGGGCAUUUCUGCGACAGCUUUCAUGGAUGGUCGACCGGACUCGGCCGAAUUUGCAAGGGUAAAUUUGGCUUUCGUUGACUCAUGUGCGUUCCCUCUGUGGCGAGCAAUGGGAGGAAUGUUAGCCGGAUUGGAAGGUUGUCUUGCAAAUGUGGAGCGAAAUCGUGCGAUGUGGGCUACUAGGUUGGAACAAGCAACACAGUUAGAAGCUAACGAACGUACCGACAAGGUUCCAGCCACACCUUUCACCCCCACGAAAGAGACGGUCCCUGAGAGGCUAAACAUUGCCAUUGUAAGUGUCAGCACGCCGGAAACAUGCGGCUAA